UAUAACUAUAAUGGAAUAUUGUUAAGGCGCAACAUUAUCUUGUUUUUAUUACGAAGGCAUUAUUGGUGUGUUGAGAAAUCUUUCGACAAUGGCUCUUGGGAGGAUUUUACUGCGGUUUCCCGUGUACGAGCUGGUUCUCCUUCUUCUCUUCUUGAAAUGUGAAACUUGCGCACGAACCCUGGACGUUGGAGAGAAUACGAUCGACAGACAGAGCAGCAAAAAGGACCUUCAAGCUGACUCUGUAGCAGAGGAAUUAACAAAACAUACCGUAACAGAGGACCAAGUGGUGGAGAGAGAAGUAGAACCAGUGAAAGAUUACACUGGGUGGCAAAUGCUUAGGAUUUUCCCGUCUUCGACCUCGGUUCUGGAUCAAGUUCUUACUCUCUUCGAGGCCGACCCCCGAGUCGUCGUCCUCGGGGUCUUUAGAUCCCAGUUAGCGGUAGACGUAGCAAUGUCUCCAACCACAUCCCUUGAUGCUGUAUUAAGCCACGCCCACCUGCCUAACCUCUGCAACCUGGACAGCAAGAAAUCCCAGCUGUUAAAAGAGCCAAUUAGCACAACGAAGAUUUUAAGGCUAUGCUCUGAUAAAAGAUCGACCGAAGAUGAGACGUCGUUGGGAAACGCACAAGAAAAUCAAAAUUCCAAUAACUUAAUAGGAUGGAAAACGGUUGAUGGUUAUCUCUCUCCCAAAUCGUCUCGUCAGAUUAAUGAGACGCAACCUCUGGCCUGGGACGACUACUACCGCUACGACUCCAUUGUCAUGUUCGUCCAAAAACUCGCUACUGAAUACCACACUGUCGAAUACCUUGAGAUCGGAAAGAGCUGUGAAGGAAGGCCUCUGCUGGCUCUUGUCUUUGCUGUUAGACCCGCGCAGAUGGUGAAACAAUACCAGAAAAGUAUAUUUAAAAAUCGACGGCUCAGAAACCGUGCGCCACAGAAUACUUUCUCCGAAAAACAGCGUCAUAAAAAGAAAACAAACAGUAAGAAGAAAAAUACCAAAACUUUCGUCUUUAUUGAGGCGGGCAUCCACGCACGCGAGUGGAUAUCAUCCGCAGUGGCGACCUACCUGACCCAGCAACUGGCGGACUCCGGGAGGAAUUUCCUCCGGCGAGUAACGGUCGUCGUCGCCCCCAUGGCCAACCCCGACGGCUACGAGUACUCGCACACCACCGACAGAAUGUGGCGCAAGAACCGACGGGAGAUACCCGACUCGGAGUGCAUGGGCGUCGACCUGAACCGCAACUGGGCGAAGGCGUGGGGUUCCUCCGGAUCCAGCUCCGACCCGUGCUCGAACACAUUCCGGGGCAGCGAAGCCUUUUCCGAACCCGAGACAAAGGCCCUUCGUGAUCUAGCGUUCACCUGGAUUGAUAAGAUCUCGCUGUUUUUAAGUUUCCAUAGCUACGGCAAUUUCAUCUUGCACCCCUGGUCUUACAGCGUCAGUCCAAGCUCUAAAGAGAGGGUGUUGAAGAAAGUGGCCAAGAGAAUGCGAAACCACAUGAAGCGCAAUGGUUACCCUAAAUUCACAGGCGGCCAGACGGGAGACGUGCUGUACCAGGCUUCCGGAACUUCUGAAGACUAUAUCCACAACGCAGGGGUAACGUACGCCUACACUAUAGAGCUCCCGCAUUAUAGCUUCAUCCUCGACCCGGAAAAUAUCCUACCAGUAGCCAAAGCUGUCUGGGGAACGCUGGUUUGCACAAUAGGUAUCAUUGCCAAGAAGGAGAGUGUCCAGGCUUUCUGCAAAAAACGCCUGGUCAAGGUCCACCUCGAGGAUGGCAAGACGCUCAGUGGUUGGUUCGACAAGAAGUUGCCGUUGGAAAAGGCUAAACAAAGUAUUAUGGAACGGCAUAAUAUAACCGAAGAAACGGUAUUCGAAAGACGAUACGCUAAGGAAUUGGUAUUUGUCUGAUCUCAAAUGACGUAUUGAAUAUGGUUAUAGAAUUGUUAUAGUUUAUAAAGAAUUAGGAUUAUAAUUGGAUAUAACUGAAUUUCUUAUUCCAAAUCUUAAUAUAGAAAAAGUACCACAAAAAAGGAAAGGUAAAAGCGACGAGGGUGGUAAUAACAACAAUGAUGUGAUGGUGAU
Messenger RNA from Penaeus chinensis, 2083 nucleotides. RefSeq names its product carboxypeptidase A2-like. Lineage: Eukaryota; Metazoa; Arthropoda; Malacostraca; Decapoda; Penaeidae. The record is from RefSeq and is a predicted model, not a curated record. Gene Ontology annotation, biological process: proteolysis. Bases 89 to 1909 code for a protein of 606 amino acids. Gene Ontology annotation, molecular function: zinc ion binding; metallocarboxypeptidase activity. The transcript is spliced from 6 exons.